This is a messenger RNA of Meleagris gallopavo (turkey), 1910 nucleotides long. It is a transcript of the gene BLVRA, whose product is annotated as biliverdin reductase A. Lineage: Eukaryota; Metazoa; Chordata; Aves; Galliformes; Phasianidae. The record is from RefSeq and is a predicted model, not a curated record. Gene Ontology annotation, cellular component: cytoplasm. Gene Ontology annotation, molecular function: biliverdin reductase [NAD(P)H] activity; nucleotide binding; zinc ion binding. Gene Ontology annotation, biological process: heme catabolic process.
UCCAAGAAAAUGGGCCAGAAUUCCAAGAAAUCGUUAACAUAUUGACCCACGCUCUUGAGCGUGCGUCUUUAAAAUGUGGUGAGGACCUCUGGUAGUCAAUGGACUAGUAGUUUACCUUUGCUGUGGACUUCCAACCUUUUAAGGGGAGUUAGCCUGAAGCAGCUCAUACUGGUGUUGUGUUGAGCUGAGUCAUCUGUUUCACUGUCCUAUCUUCCACAACAGGGCAUCAAUUCUUUCUUAUCAGUGUUUAGCAGUGAGUUUCCACUGACUCUGCAUUAUCUUCUUGAGCUUAUGUGUAUGCAGACAUCUUGUCCUUCAGUUUGUAUCCUCUGAAGUUACGGAAUAAGGCUGUUCUCACCAUAUUGGAAAGCUGUUCUCAUGAUUCAGCUGGUGUGGAUCAACAGGAACCAUCUGACUGACCUCAGUCAGAUUAACAGAAUGUUUGGGACUGUGGUGGUUGGAGUUGGAAUUGCUGGCUUAGCACGGAUUCGAGAUUUGAUGAAUCCAAUGCCUGCUAGCCCUUCAGAGCAUCUGAAGCUCCUUGGAUUUGUAUCCAGGAGAAGUUUUGGCAAUAUUAAUGAGGCCAAGCAGAUUAGCCUGGAAGAUGCUCUGAGCAGCAAAGAGAUUCAUGCAGCCUUUAUCAGCACAGAGAACAAAAGCCAUGAAGAAGCCAUCAGAAUGUUUUUAGAAGCUGGGAAACAUGUCCUUGUUGAGUACCCCAUGGCUUUGUCUGCUAAGGCAGCCCACGAGCUCUGGGAGAUGGCUGAGCAAAAAGGUAAAGUCCUCCAUGUGGAACAUAUUGAACUUCUGACUGAAGAAUACAAGCAGCUGAAAAAGGAGGUGGCUGGGAAAGACCUAGUGAAGGGAACGUUGCAUUUCACAGGCAGUGUCCUCGAUGAAACAAAAGCAGGGUUCCCAGCUUUCAGUGGAAUUGCCCGACUGACUUGGCUGAUUGACCUCUUUGGAGACCUCACUGUUACCUCUGCCACCAGAGAAGAGCAGAAGGAUAAGAAUUAUUCUAGAAUGACUGUCCAUUUUCAGACUGCAAACAAGAGGCCUCUGACUUGGGUUGAAGAAAGAGGACCAGGAAUGAGACGUGAAAAGAAAAUCAAUUUCUGUUUCACCAGUGGUUGCCUGGAGAACUUCCCUCAAGCCCCAAGGUCUGCUGUGGGCCUUUUCAUGCAGGAUCAGAACCUCUUCGCCAAAAAACUGCUGGGACAGGUAUCCAAGGAAGAGCUGGCUGCUGAGAAAUGGCGAAUUUUGCGGUGCCUUGACCUGGCUGGGAUGAUUCAACAGCAGUGUGAACAGCCUGAGAAAAUCUGUUCUUGAGGUUGUUCUUCCAAGAGGAACACGGCAGACAGGAAAGCUGUAGGUCUAGAGCUAAGUGCUGCCAUUAGGCAAUUGCUGUUUCUCUUUGACUGAAUGUCACUCCUAGGUCUCUAUGUGGGCUGGAGAUCCUGGGCUAAUCCCCAUGCCUUCUGGUGUUUGCUAGAACAAAGCAACGUGUUACCCUGCUCUGAUGCAUUGCUGUCCUUUCAGGCAGACAGGAAUCUAACAGCAACAAGGUUUCUCGUGGGUACUUCCAAGCAGUUCAGUUGGUAAUGUCCCUGAAAUCAGAUCAUGGAGGAUUGCAAAUAGGUAACGUGGUUUUCCUUCUUGAGUUUUCUUUCUCUUUUAUUUAGAUGUAUCUGGAAAUGAGACAUACAGGAUUAUCUAGAACAAAGCUCUAAAUGAGUUUUUGACCUCUCUGCUUGAUCUGCAAAAGUUGUGCCUCCUCAGUACCAACCUUUUUCUUCUGGGUACUCUAAAUUGGUUUGUGUGCUUGCUUUGUUAGAAGUUGUGCCUGUUUUGUUUUGUGUUUCACGCUGGAAAUCAUCUACCUUCAAACAGAACCUAUAGUGGUACCAAAA